Molecule: messenger RNA, 1367 nt
Organism: Chara braunii
Lineage: Eukaryota; Viridiplantae; Streptophyta; Charophyceae; Charales; Characeae
Source: the annotation of a GenBank genome assembly
GUAAGUCAAAAUGUUGAGUGAGAGUUUCUACCUUUUCUUAACAGGGAAGUUGUGUAAGAGAUUCAGUCAAGAUGUUGGAAAACAUCGCUGAUGGUGCCGGGAAGGUUCUAACAAUUGAUGAUUUGGUCGAGGUAAUGGACAUGCGAAAGAGGUUUCAGAGCAAUGUUCCUAAAGUCAACACCUUCCAUUUCAACGGCGUGCGAGUUUCAGAAUGGUUAGAACUGGUUGAGCAGGUUUUGAAGGGGCCAUUAGAUGUUGUGAAGUUCCAACGUAUUCUGAAGUACGUACUCCAUGGGCACCACCAGGAGGUAGAGAAGGUGAUAAAUGCAGCUAACGGCAACUGGGCGAGAUUCAAGGAUGGAAUGCAAAGGAAGUACAUGUCAGGUCAUGGCCUGUUAACCACUGCAGAUUUGGAGGCGAUGAACAAGGAUGAUUUUACCAUGGUCGAGACCUUUGUGCAGGAGUUUAAGAAAAAGGGAAGUAAGGUCCCCGGAAUCUCGGAAGAAGCACAAUGUGCUAUCUUCCUGGGACUGUUCACUGCCUCGGAAGCCUCGGAAUUGACGAGCCAUGGAGGAGGAAGUGCGAAGCUCACCUGGGCCACCAUCGACAACGGGGUAGAGGAAGGGAGUUUGGACCAGGUGGAACAGUACCAAAUGUGUCAGCAACGACGGAAAAGGAAGGAGCGAGAUGCGACCUCCUCAGGGACCUCGGGGGUGAAAAGGAUCGUUACAAACGUACUCGCGGAGUUGGCGCAAGGGAGAAUGGCGCAAGUAGCGCAAACCAGGGGCCAGAGCAAGGCAAGUGCCAGCCGAGAACUCCCUCGGAGAGAGUCAGAGUCGGAACGAAGGAAAGAGGCCGUAGAGGCAGAGGAGGAGGAUGACGAAGAUGAACAAGAUGAUAGGUUGCGCCAAGAGGAGGAUCGAAGGGCGGAGCAAAGGGCCAAGAAGACGGGAGCCCAUGAGAAAGUUGAACCAAUUUUGCGCGGUGCAGCGCCAAAGAAGAAGAAGUAUGUGGUCCAGUUGGAGGAAGGGUUUGAUUUGGAAAAGGUGAUUGAUAGGUUGCUUGAGGGUCAUAACGACCUUGUGACCUUCAAGAAGAUCUUGGCGUAUGCUCCUAAGCUUCGUAACGAGCUAAAGGGAAGGUUUUUAUGACGUUUAGUGCCAAGUGUCCAUCUAAGCGUGAUUCUGCCCAAGGAGGCGGAAUGGGAGGAAACUGGGACAAAGAUGGACUGGAAGUGCGUGACCUGCAGAAUUUGGUGGUGAAAAAAUUGAAAUGCGCAGCAAUGGUGGAUACGGGGGCAGAGAUGAAUAUCAUCAAGGAAGCUGAUGCACUCAAGUUUGAGUUAGAGAUAAACCGCUCGGAUUACG